AUGGUUCCUCAGGAUUUGGGAUUCGAGGAACAAUACGCCCGGCUCCUGUGCCAUCAUCAGGACUACUAUCAUAGAUUGCAGCAUCGGAAAGAGAAAGCGAAUAAAGUCGCUACCAUACGUCAACAUUACUACCCGGAAGGAGGAUGGGGAUGGGUCGUUGUAUGCUGCGGAUUGGCGGUCCACAUACUCAUCGAGGGAGUUGCAUUCGCCUUCGGCCAGCUUCUAGCUCCAGCGAAACACAAGUGGAAAAACACUCCGGAUCUCCAUAUUGGCACGAAGCUCUUGUUUGUCGAAUCCCCACUGCGCGCGAUGUCGGCCAAAUUCAAUCUGAGGCCAUCGCUUGACUUGCGCUUCAAACCGGACGAAGCCAAAUCACUCAUGAAAGAAGUGGUCAACCCUCUGUUGGACACAGUCGAGGUCUACGACGGCUCUGCGGUGUCCAAACUCGCGCAGCGCAUAUCCGAGGACGUGGUUGGUCAACUCAAGCUCAGAACGGACCGGCUCAAAGAAGAAGAGGCUCUACGACCAACGACAGCCGCGAGUCUGAGGAGUGUGACAGAUUCAGGUGGAGGUCAGUACAAAUUCAUCUGUCACACGGUACUCGUGGAAAAUAGAGGAGCAGGUAUCAGAGUCGCUUACGGCCAGCAGUGGGACGUGGACUCGGAUGGAGCGGCGUCUUACUUCUAUUCAACCGGCGCACUCCAAUGCGUCUGUACUGUUCUUGCUCUGUUUUAUUACUGA
Molecule: messenger RNA, 741 nt
Organism: Galendromus occidentalis (western predatory mite)
Lineage: Eukaryota; Metazoa; Arthropoda; Arachnida; Mesostigmata; Phytoseiidae
Exons: 5
Coding region: 1-741 (246 amino acids)
Biological process (GO): microtubule-based movement
Cellular component (GO): cytoplasm; cytoplasmic dynein complex
Molecular function (GO): dynein intermediate chain binding
Source: RefSeq, a predicted model, not a curated record